Molecule: messenger RNA, 1011 nt
Organism: Folsomia candida
Lineage: Eukaryota; Metazoa; Arthropoda; Collembola; Entomobryomorpha; Isotomidae
Product: glutathione S-transferase
Exons: 5
Coding region: 183-908 (241 amino acids)
Biological process (GO): glutathione metabolic process
Molecular function (GO): glutathione transferase activity
Source: RefSeq, a predicted model, not a curated record
UCAACGACUUGACUCCAGCAGUGAACUGGUGACUGUAUACAUAAUGAGGACCUGAUUACAUUCAUGCAGUAAUUGAUAUUACACAUACGCAGACAUACACACAUUAAAGUCAAGUGGUGUUGGUGUGUAGUAAAUACUUAUAUAGCUUAAACCACAAUUAUUUAUUACUUUUGCCUGGCGUGAUGUUAUCCGCAAUUCCCAAAUGUGUUCGCACAUUUGCUGCUAGAGAUUCUCUACAGCAUAUCUGGAGGAGCAACAGAUUAUUCGCGACAAUGGGUGGAGACAGUUAUACUUUAAAAUACUUUAAUUUUCGCGUGUUGGGCGAGCCGAUAAGAUGGCAAUUUGCACUCGCCGGUGUUCCCUUUACGGAUCAACGGAUCGCACGAGAUGAAGCUUGGGACGCUGAAGUGAAAUACAAAAUCGGAUGGGGUCGCCUUCCCCUUUUGGUCAUUGGCGAAAAGACUGAAAUUUCCCAAUCCGCAGCUAUAUCUCGGCAUCUUGCGACAAAAUAUGGUCUCAUGCCGACAAAUGAGUUGCACAAAACUCGGUGCGACGAGUUGGUCGACAAUCUUCAGGACAUGAGAUUAUUGUGGAGACCAUACAUCCGAGAAAGCGACCCCGUCAAGAAGAAAAUACUCGAGAAGGAGAUGGUUGAGGUCAACUUUCCCUUCUAUCUCCCCAGAUUUGAGGACUUCAUCAAGAAAAUGGGUGGCAAGGAAGGUUACGCUGUGGGCGACAGUUUGACCUGGGCUGACCUUUAUUUGGCCAAUUUCAUCGAAAUCUGGACCGAUAAUCAUGGCAAGGAGUUGAUCGCGUCGUAUCCUCUGUUGCAACAGCACAUGAAGAAGAUAUUGGACAUUCCUCAAAUCAAGGAGUGGAAUGCCAAACGACCAGUAACAAAAUUCUAAAAUGGGUUUCAUUUCGAAAUAAAAAUUCACAAUUUAUUGGAAAAAAGUGUUCAAUUACAUUAAAAACUCAAUUGUUAAAUACAAAACCAGUUUAAAACAAGUA